Messenger RNA from Huiozyma naganishii CBS 8797, 1992 nucleotides. RefSeq lists its product as uncharacterized. Gene Ontology annotation, cellular component: nucleus. Gene Ontology annotation, biological process: DNA-templated transcription; positive regulation of transcription by RNA polymerase II. The record is from RefSeq and is a predicted model, not a curated record. Bases 1 to 1992 code for a protein of 663 amino acids. Lineage: Eukaryota; Fungi; Ascomycota; Saccharomycetes; Saccharomycetales; Saccharomycetaceae. Gene Ontology annotation, molecular function: DNA-binding transcription factor activity, RNA polymerase II-specific; sequence-specific DNA binding; zinc ion binding. The transcript has a single exon.
AUGAACGGACUCAAGCCAGACAGACAGCCGAAGAUGCUUGUUCUGUCUGCAAAUUCUGUCACCAGACAAUUACAACUGAAGGAACAGCGUGUUAGAACGGCGUGUUCGAUGUGCAGGAGGAAGAAAAGGAAGUGCGAUGGGCGGGUGCCUUGCUCCUUCUGUACGAAAAAUCACUACCAGUGUAUAUACAAGAACGCAUCGCAUGGCAGCACAACUAGGGAGGCAUUUUCUGCGAAAUCCUCUUCGUUGUAUGCACUGGACUCCACAGUGGCCCCGAUUGAAAACAUAACAGAUCAAAAAGACCAAAACUAUAAUCGACCGCCUCACACGAACUUGUCGCUUAACUCGCAACUGCGGCAGACAUUGGAGAAAUGCAUAACCUCAAAGGACGAAACCGUGAAGAAAAAUCUGCUAGCGUGGAUGGAAAAGAGUCCGGACAGGGAAGUUCCAGCUGGUUUGGUGAACACGGAUCCGAGACUGGAGCAUAUCUUACCUCCUAGGGAUGUUGCUCUGAAACUUAUAAUUCUUGCCUGGAAUAAAGCGUGCGUGUUAUUCCGGUUUUACCACCGACCUACCAUUGUGAAGAUUUUAGACUCCCUGUAUGACGAGGACUCGUCCGUGGCGUGGAGCAGCGCAAACGAGGCGCUCAUUUACUCCGUACUGGCUGUUGGAUCAUUGUUCUCCCAUACGAGCUCAAACACAGAGUUGACGAUCUUGCAGCGAUACUGUGGCGACCAUGGGGGGUCCUUUUUCUCCUAUUCGAAACGGUUGAUCGAUCUAUACUGUGUUUCCGAUUUGCGUACCAUCCAGACCGUUUUCAUGAUGUCUUUAUACUUACAAUUCUGUGCUGAUUUGAGCGCUGCACACAACCUGAUUGGGAUUGCUCUACGGAGCUCCAUCAGGGAGGGGUACCAUCUCAAGUCCUCGCUUGUGGGCCCCACAGUGAUCGAAGAUGAGGUGAAAAAACGGCUCUUCUGGUCUAUUUACAAGAUGAACGCGUACCUGACUAGUCUGUUGGGGUUUCCAACGACUCUAUCUGACACACUAAUCGACCAAGAGAUCCCCUUGGAUAUUGACGAUGACAGAAUCACAGUUCUUGGAAUCCAAGAGCCGCUUGGCACGACUGCUGGGGACACGACCCGGAUCAGCAGCUGUGGUAUGAACAACGAGCACACGAGACUGAUGACGGUGCUCUCUCACGUGUACGAGUACACCUCCACGUUCACCCUGGGGGCGACUCUGUCCCAGGUUGAUACGAUCCGCGAGCACAUCUCAUCGCUGGAGCGCGAGAUCGAGUCCUGGCGCCGCGAUCUACCGGAACCCCUACGAUUGGGGCACGAAACGGGGCCCUACGUGCUCCCCUGUAAGUUACUCCGGCUGGACCGGUGUCUGACCCAGCUCGUGUUGUAUCGGCCCUUCCUUGGGUACGUAGUGCUGGAUGCAAACUUGCACGUUGGGUUGCAAUAUCAGAUCUCGAUGGCGACCCGUUGCGUGGAGGUAUCGCUUGCCAUCUUGCGUACUUUUUUGGAGUUGGUAAGGGAGAAACUAUUCACCGCGGAGUACUGGUACGCUAUUUACAGUGUCUACCAUGCAUUCAGUGUUUUGUCACUGUACCGUGAGCAUUCCGUUGCGGGUAGUAACUGUGAACUCCGCAAGACUGUGGAGAGUGUGUACUUGGUUGCGUUCCGUAUUUUCGUGGCCUGUUGCAACGCGACGACAGUGGGGAGACACUCGCUUCUGUGUCUGCGUAGCAAUUUCAAGCUGUGUGAGACGAGGGUUGUGAAUGUCGGUGAGUUGCUAGUGACCGGUAUUGGCCAGUCUGGCAUGGAAGAGGGACCAGUUUUGCAAAGCCAGUUUGACAUGAAGUCUGCCUCCCCCGGGCAACUUUACAGCAGUGACAGUGAGAACGACAGUGUCGGUGUUGUCUCCGAUGGCCCCAUCUUUGAUUCAGAAGAUGUUUUAGACACACUGUUAUAUUUUUUAGAGGUCUAA